Molecule: messenger RNA, 3921 nt
Organism: Polyodon spathula (Mississippi paddlefish)
Lineage: Eukaryota; Metazoa; Chordata; Actinopteri; Acipenseriformes; Polyodontidae
Product: guanine nucleotide exchange factor VAV3-like
Exons: 28
Coding region: 383-2998 (871 amino acids)
Biological process (GO): regulation of GTPase activity; cell migration; intracellular signal transduction
Cellular component (GO): cytoplasm; plasma membrane
Molecular function (GO): guanyl-nucleotide exchange factor activity; protein binding
Source: RefSeq, a predicted model, not a curated record
CGGAGGAGUCGCUGCUGCUUGCCACAAGGCUCCUGUGUGUAUACGAACAUGUGAGAGUAACAGACGGAAGAGUCAGACCGCAGCGAGCGAGCAACAGCAGCGAGACAGAAAAAGAGCUAGAGGGGCAGAACAGGCUGUCAGCUGUGUGCAGCUAGCUCGGCGCUGCACACUCAUAAAUCGAUGUCUAUACGUUUGUGUGUGCGCGCAAUGCAAAACAAAAGUGGGAAGUGACACUGCAGUUCUCUUUUUAGGUUAUUAUACUUCCACCAGAGAAGACUGAUCGCGUAAAACAAACAAAACAAUCUGUAAAUAACUUGAUUUCGAGCUGCAUUUAUUUUAUUUCAUGUUAUUUUUUUAUAGUUAGCAUUACAUUGAAUAUAACAUGAUGGAGCCUUGGAGGCAAUGUGCGUUGUGGCUUAUCAAUUGUAAGGUGCUGCCACCAAACCAUCGGGUUACAUGGGAGUCAGCCCAGGUAUUUGAUUUAGCUCAGACCCUAAGGGACGGGGUUCUGUUGUGCCAGCUUCUGAACAACCUGAGACCCCUAUCUAUCAAUCUGAAGGAGAUCAAUCUGAGACCGCAAAUGUCACAGUUCCUGUGUUUGAAAAAUAUAAGAACAUUCCUUUUAGCGUGCUGUGAAAUAUUUGGGAUGAGAAAAAGCGAAUUGUUUGAGGCCUUUGACUUGUUUGAUGUUCGAGAUUUCGCAAAGGUUAUUGAGACCCUAUCACGACUUUCUCACACAGUUAUAGCACAACAUACAGGAAUAAGGCCGUUUCCAACAGAAGAAAGUGUGGGUGACGAGGAUAUCUACAAAGGUCUUGAUGAGUUAAUCGAUGAAAAUGGAGUAGAAGAUGAGGAAGAUCUGUAUGACUGUGUUUAUGGAGAAGAUGAAGGAGGGGAGGUGUAUGAAGAUCUGAUGAAGGCUGAAGCUGCACCCCCGCCUAAACAGGCUGAAACUGACAUUCGCAGCUGCUGUCUUCAAGAAAUCAAACAGACAGAAGAGAAAUAUACUGAGACGCUGGAGUCGAUAGAGAGAUAUUUUCUGACUCCGCUGAGAAAAUUUGUAUCCGCCACAGAGAUUGAAAAAGUAUUUGUUAACAUUCCGGAACUUGUGAAAGUCCACAAAAGCCUAAAUCAAGAGAUCCAUGACUCCAUCUCAAACAAGAAUUCCCAGAACCUAUACCAGAUCUUUAUUAACUACAAAGAAAGAUUGCUCAUCUAUGGGAAGUAUUGCAGUCAUGUAGAAACAGCCAUAGUCGGCUUGGACGACAUCUGCAAAGAGAAAGAAGAUGUUCGGUUAAAACUUGAGGAAUGCUCAAAGAGGGCAAAUAAUGGGAAGUUUACUUUGCGAGACCUUCUGGUUGUCCCAAUGCAGAGAGUUCUUAAGUACCACCUACUUCUUCAGGAAUUAGUCAAACACACUCAUGAUCAAACUGACAAGAGUAAUUUACGAAAGGCCCUCGACGCCAUGAAGGACCUGGCUCAAUAUGUAAAUGAAGUAAAAAGAGACAAUGAAACACUGCGUGAGAUUUAUCAGUUUCAGUUAUCCAUUGAAAACCUGAAUCAGUCUCUUAGAAACUACGGAAGACCAAAAGUAGAUGGAGAAGUGCGAGUAGCUUCACUGGAUAAACGUGCAAAACAAGAUAGACAUAUCUUCUUGUUUGACAAAGCUGUGAUUGUUUGCAAAAGACGAGGCGAUAACUAUGAAAUGAAGGAGGUGAUUGAUUUACACAACUUUAAAAUCACCAACAACCCAACGACAGACAAGGAAAACAAAAAGUGGUCUUACGGAUUCUACCUCACUCACAUCCAGGGACAGAAUGGGUUUGAAUUCUUUUUUAAAACAAAAGAGCUGAAAAAAAAGUGGCUGGAACAGUUUGGAAUGGCAAUAUCUAACAUCACACCUGAACAUGCAAAUGAGAAUUCUCAUGAAUUUAAAAUGCAUACUUUUGAGCGGAUCACAUCUUGUAGUUCGUGCCACAUGCUUCUGAGAGGAAUAUUUUACCAAGGGUACUUGUGUUCUAAAUGUGGAUCUGGGGCCCAUAAAGAGUGCCUAGGCAGACUGGAAACCUGUGGAAAAACACACACAGAUUCGGGGACACUAGGAUCUGAGAAGAAACUCAAUGGACCCAGAAGACAGAGUAGGGCCAUGGAUCCAGGGUUACCAAAGAUGCAGGUUAUUCGAAACUACCUUGGGGUACCGACUCCCUUUGAAGGCCCCCCUCUGAACAUCCAGGUGGGGGAAAUCGUUGAGGUGAUCAGGGCUGAUGUCCACAGCUCAUGGUGGCAGGGUAGAAUUCUGACAACUAAAGAAGUUGGCUUCUUCCCAAGGGAUACAGUAAAGCCUUACUGUGUUCCAAAGCCAGUUGACUAUUCUACACAGCCAUGGUUUGCUGGACCAAUGGAAAGGUUACAAGCAGAAAUGGAACUCAUCAACCGAGGCAACAGCACAUACCUUGUGAGACACAGAACUAAAGAAUGCACUGAAUAUGCUGUUAGUAUUAAGUAUAACAACGAUGUGAAGCACAUCAAGAUUUUAACAAAGGAUGUGCUUUUCUACAUUGCAGAGAACAAGAAGUUCAAAAGUCUGUUAGAGCUAAUAGAAUACUACAAGCACCACUCCUUAAAGGAAGGGUUUCGGAGUCUAGACACAACUUUGCAGUUUCCAUACAAAGAACCAGAGAAUGCACUCAUGCAUAGGGGAAACAGAACAGGCAGUAACUCCCCAUUGCUAUGUGGGUUUUCUAUCGUCACUCCUCCAGGUUACAGCUUUGUCCCCCCUUCCUCUGCUCCUUUCUGGUCAGUGUUUAGUCCCAAAGUAAUUGGUAUUGCAAUAGCCCGGUAUGACUUCAGCCCCAGAGACAUGAGAGAGCUUUCAUUACUGGAAGGAGACAUAGUAAAAAUCUACACCAAAACGGGAGCGAACGGCUGGUGGAGAGGGGAGGCUAAUGGCAAGGUGGGGUGGUUUCCAUCUACGUAUGUCGAAGAGGAGGAAGAAUAAAUCAAUAAGUGAAUAAAGGAACUAGCUGGGUGACACUGUAUCAAAAUAUUACCGGGGGCUACCGUGAAUUGUGGACUUCUGCAGCCAUGUUGUAAAAAAAACCCACAACUCUACUGUCUGUCCAAAACCUUGCUAAUAGAAUGUUGGAAAUUCUCCACACAAACUUGUGUUGACAGAUUAAUGGCUUGCCUGCAGCUUUACAAGCAAGAGCCUGCCAGUCUGCUAUCAGUAGGGACCAGCUCAGAGGGAGAACCUCUCCCUCCCAGAGGAACUUCAAAAUAUAGACAGCUUUAUUCUUCUUGUCACUCUUCUUGCAAGUACACAUUGUCAGCUCGGCUGCUGGUAAAUAUUUAAAGACAUCUCCAUCCCCAGCUAAGGUUCUCCUUGAUGAGUCGCGGAAGUCCGGAGCUGUUUCGUUUUACCUUGCGUAUCGUUUCCCAUUCUGACCUUCCUGGUGUCCUACAGGAACUUACCUGCAUUAUUAUUGAUGACUUUAUCAGUGGCCAUCCUUCUCAAAGUGAAGGCUGUAAGAAUAUAGGCAUUCCAUCACAUCACCCCUUUCCACACAGAUUACAGUCACUAGCUUGCAAAUAAGAAUCAUGAUACGGUUACAGUGUAAAGGAUAAAGGAACAGAAAAAAAAAAAAAUCUGUGCUACACAGGAAUAAUUGAUUAAUCUUUGCAGUUCAAAUAAAAUGCAAAUUUUUGCAGUUGGCUUAUCUCAAUAUGCAUAUUGUUAGUUGUCACUCUUUGUUUCUUUGAUAUUCAGAUUACUAAUGUCAGUAAUAUGCUUCCUAUCUGAAAUACAAGCUUUUAAACAAAACUAAAGAAAGAGAAUACAGCUAAGGACAGUACCAGUAAAAUAUGUUAUGUGUUAUGUCUAUAGCUCAGUUUUAACUGAAACAUUAAUUAUGGAUUAUAGUU